This is a messenger RNA of Impatiens glandulifera, 608 nucleotides long. Its product is annotated as methyl-CpG-binding domain-containing protein 5-like. Gene Ontology annotation, molecular function: DNA binding. Bases 1 to 582 code for a protein of 193 amino acids. The record is from RefSeq and is a predicted model, not a curated record. The transcript is spliced from 3 exons. NCBI's taxonomy places the organism in Eukaryota, Viridiplantae, Streptophyta, Magnoliopsida, Ericales, Balsaminaceae.
AUGUCGGACCUAUUCAAUAACCUAGCCGCCGAAUCCAGAAUCCCACCCAUGUCGGACCUCUUCAACAAUGCAACUUUGACUAAUGAUGAACUCCUAUCGCCAAACCGCGAUAUCUCUAAGCCCCAAGAGCGUCCGACGCCAAUUUCUGUAAAUGGAAUGACGCCCAAACGCCCUACCAAAAUCCCCUCUGUCCCGGAGAGGCCGGAUUGGCUGCCGGAAGGAUGGAGAUUUGAGCAUAAAGUCAGGACUUCCGGCGUUUCGGCAGGAUUGUAUGAUAGGUACUACAUUGAGCCCAUUUCAAAGCAUCGUUUCAGGUCGAAGAAGGAAGUUGAAUAUUUCCUUGAGACAGGGGCGCUCAAACGCCCAGCUUCUAAUGCUGUUGUUGAUGCUGAUGAUAAUGAUGAUAAUGAAGAAGGAGAACAAGUUGGAUGGGAUUUUGAUCCUAAAUGCGUUCCUGAACAUGUUAGAUGGACACUUGCUGAUUCUUCAACUGACCGUUGGGAUGCAUUUAUCGGUGUUGUCAUGGUCAAUCAACCAACAACUAAGAUUUGGAAAGAUCGUGUUACCCAGAAAAACAAAUAGUUUUUAUUUUGUACUAUGCAAAGGAA